Molecule: messenger RNA, 445 nt
Organism: Filobasidium floriforme
Lineage: Eukaryota; Fungi; Basidiomycota; Tremellomycetes; Filobasidiales; Filobasidiaceae
Product: splicing factor 3B subunit 5/RDS3 complex subunit 10
Exons: 6
Coding region: 61-324 (87 amino acids)
Biological process (GO): mRNA splicing, via spliceosome
Cellular component (GO): precatalytic spliceosome; U2 snRNP
Source: RefSeq, a predicted model, not a curated record
CUAGUCCCCAAAGCAGAGUGACGCAUCGUCUCAGUACACUGGAUCGUAGAAUCUUCAAUCAUGUCGGAUCUUCGUUAUACCGCAAACUCGCAACUUGAAUCGCUGCAUUCCAGAUAUACCGGUACUGGUCACGCCGAUGUAACGAAGCACGAGUGGUUGGUUCAUCAACACCGAGAUACAUAUGCCUCUAUCGUCGGUCAUCCCGGUCUUGCCGCGUACGUAGCGAUCGCCGAGAACGAAUGCAUCGCCAGGACAAAGUUCGAGAUGGUCGAGAGGAUGCUACAACCAUGCGGUCCCCCACCGAAACCUUCUGACGACGAAUAGUCACCUCGCAUAACAGCGAAUCCUUUCACGACCCGAUCAUGCCGACCAAGCCGCAUAUUACCUCAAGGCUCCGUUUUUGCCGUUGUAUAUCAACGUCACUCCUCGACGACAUCUAUAUUCA